GAAAAGGCGAACUGGGUUCACAUCAGACCGAUUUUGACCGCAUGGGAUGACACAUUUUUAACAGAAAAAGCUUAAAGCAAUUUGAAGAUAUCGAAAGAGAAGGUUAAGCCGUCAAAUGUAUUGGAAAAAUGAGGCUUUGGCCCCUCUAUCAGAGGGAAAUCAGUUUCUAUCCGAAGGAAUUCCUUCAAAACAGGUGAUCUCUCCAGACUCGCACAGCACACCGGGAGCAUCGCGCUGCGUGGACGGACAGCACGGACGCGCGAUGUCGCAGUCUGACGGAGAAUCUCACAGGUCUAACAUGGAGAAAGACGACACGCGCUCUUCGCCCAGUCCGCCCUCGACUCCGUCCAUCUGCUCGCCCGCGUCCAGCGCCUCCUCCACCGGGAAGAACGUGUGCGCGAGCUGCGGUCUCGAGAUCCUGGACAGAUAUCUGCUCAAGGUUAAUAAUCUGAUCUGGCACGUGAGGUGUCUGGAGUGUUCCGUUUGCAGGACGUCACUACGUCAACACGGCAGCUGCUACAUUAAAAAUAAGGAAAUCUUCUGUAAAAUGGAUUAUUUCAGUAGGUUUGGUACAAAGUGUGCCCGCUGUGGCCGGCAGAUCUACGCCAGCGACUGGGUACGUAGAGCCAGAGGCAAUGCCUACCAUCUGGCCUGCUUUGCCUGCUUCUCCUGCAAACGGCAGCUGUCCACAGGCGAGGAGUUCGGGCUGGUGGAGGAGAAAGUACUUUGUCGGAUCCAUUACGACACAAUGGUGGAGAACCUGAAACGGGCCGCUGAGAGUGGAAGCGGACUCACUCUGGAGGGGGCGGUGCCGUCAGAACAGGACAGUCAACCAAAACCGGCUAAAAGGGCACGAACGUCCUUCACUGCAGAACAACUGCAGGUAAUGCAGGCGCAGUUUGCACAGGACAACAACCCUGACGCUCAGACCCUGCAGAAGCUGGCAGACAUGACAGGACUGAGCAGACGAGUCAUACAGGUUUGGUUUCAAAACUGCAGAGCGAGACAUAAAAAGCACACUCCACAGCACAGCGGUCCACCUCAAGCUCACCCGCAGGCCCGCAUGCCCCCCUCGCUGCCCGACGAGCUGCAUUACUCCCCUUUCGGCACUCCUGAGAGAGCACGCAUGGUGGCCCUGCACGGGUACAUCGAAAGCCAUCCAUUCUCAGUGCUCACUACACAGAGCCUCCCUCAUCAGGCCAUGACAUUGCCGCAGCUCCCUCUCAGCCGCUAACACCCACGCCUCGCACUGACCCCUGACCCCUUCACCCUGACCUCCUGCUCCAAACCUCAGAGGUCGGAUCUGGCUGAAGGAGAGGGUCAUGCUCCCUCUUGCUCUUGACCUCUGAACUCGCAAAGAGAGAGACUGUUUCCUCUCUGGUUUCAUUGGACAGGAUUGAACUCGCCUGCAUCUAGUCACUCUCGGUUAAGGAAAACCGCAUACGUGACCUGUGAAUUUAGGACUUUGUCACCAAGACCAGGAUCUGGACUUUUGGACAAAAAAAAGACUCGAGCACACACUGUAAAAGACUAGCGCUCUUGGUGCGUCCUCUCUUCUGAUUGUCUCUUCUGACUCGUGUUCAGCGUUUGGAGACUCAAAAGGAAUGUAAAGUUACCAGCAUCAGUGUUAAACAUUUAGAUUGAAAAAGGCAAAAGCACAAGAAAUGUGGAUGGGAAAUAAAUGGCAUAGGACCAGGUGGUAAGACAAAUUUUAUCUUUUUUUCCUUGCCGAAACACACCACGAUUGAACAUGGAAUCUGUACUAAGCCAGUGAAAUGAAUUUUAGCUACAGUUCAGUUAACUUUUUCUUGCUUUCUUGUUCUUACACCAGUAUGCAAAGCAUAUGUGUUUUCUUGGGCCUAAAAAGCCAGCAGGCUUGAUUUGUCCACAUAUUUCAAUUUAAAAAAUAAUUGUACUUCAAUUCCUUAAAGGCCUUAAAGUCCAUCAAACAUAACUGCAAAUUGUUUUUGCAAUUAUUUUAACGACAUCUUGUUUUGAAAGCAGAUCAUUUUAGAAAAGUGAAAUUGAUUCCUUUUAAAUCCAGGUAAAAUGUUAAAUAAUAAUUUCUAUAGUUUAAAAAGAUGUCAAAACCUUUUAUAUCUUCCCUAACAUUUAUUCUUUUCCAAAAUGAAUUUCAAUAACUCUCGUCAUUGCAGUUUACCUGCAAUCAUAGCCUACAAAUGACACUGAUCUUAGUGUCAAAUCAAAUCAAAUCAAAUCAAAUCAAAUCAAAUCAAAA
Molecule: messenger RNA, 2239 nt
Organism: Sinocyclocheilus anshuiensis
Lineage: Eukaryota; Metazoa; Chordata; Actinopteri; Cypriniformes; Cyprinidae
Gene: lhx6a
Product: LIM homeobox 6a
Exons: 9
Coding region: 116-1234 (372 amino acids)
Biological process (GO): neuron differentiation; forebrain neuron development; regulation of transcription by RNA polymerase II
Cellular component (GO): nucleus
Molecular function (GO): DNA-binding transcription factor activity, RNA polymerase II-specific; RNA polymerase II transcription regulatory region sequence-specific DNA binding
Source: RefSeq, a predicted model, not a curated record